GAUAUACAGAAAUGUUUACAUGUUGUUGAUGAAAGAACAACCAAACACAUAAAGUAGAAAAGAGAUGAAGAUUUUAGUCAUGAAUCUCAUCAGCCGUGUGGUGUGUGCAUACGUGACGCAAGGCACAUACCCCAAAAGCCCAACAUCAUGUUUCAUCAAAAGCUGAGCCUUUGCAUAUCUUUGUGCACCUUGCAAAUAUCACACCUUUCAUAGCCACCAGCCAAAGACACAGUGCAGUUUCAGAUUAUUGCAUACUUGAGGUUUGCAUUGCUAGAGAAAAGAAAUACGUGACACCACAUAUAAUGGAUAGCCCACGACACAGCAGUAAUAGUGAAAACAUCUGUUGUUUUGUUUAAUUUAUACAUGCUCAUUUCAAUGCCAAAGCUGUAUCAGCUUUUUUGUAUAGUUAGUAACAAGACUGCAUACAAACGAAUCAAAUCAGAAAAGUUUUCGACAAAAAAAAAACAUCUGUCUUAUUUCAAGUGUGUAGUUCCUUUUGUCUGUCAAAAUACAGCAUUUCUGCAUCUACAGUGAUUGAGAUUUUGUCCAGUUUUGAACUGAAAGUUCAUUGUUUCGAACAGAGUAUCUAAAUGUCUGCCAAAAAUGCUGUAGUUGCACAAAGUUUUGCUGGUGGUGAACAUUAACUGAGACAGGUAUGAAUUUCAGAAGAAGUGGUCAUUAAUUGCAUUUUGUAUCAAAGCAAUGCAAAAGUACACACAGUUUAGUUCACAUAGUCUACUCAUAUCGUGAAUGUGUGUAAAGUGUGUAAAGUAUAGUGAAGUGUAAAGUAUACAAGGUAUUGAGACGUGUGUGAAAAUUAUUAAAAAAAAAAAAAAUCAUGUUGCCCUUAAGAAUUAUGGAAUAUAUUAACUGAACUCUUGGUAAAAUGAGAGGAUGUAGGCCUACAGUUUUCAUACAAUAUGCAUUUUAAUUGAAUUGAUUCAGCAAUUUAUUGGUAAAACAAGGAGGAACUGCAUACAACUGUGAGACGAUAACAUUGGAUGUCCUCCCCACUCCAAAAUGCAUAGAUGAGUAACAAUAUGGCUGCCUUUUCAAGGUUCUUUUUCAAUGUCUGUGAAGAAAGAAAUUGGUUAAUGUCUCAUUUACACACACUUUCACUUUUAUAUAAUCUUAACAGACAGUUUGACUUAACUACCAAUAGAGGGUCACCUGCCUAUCUAAGCUGUCUGGGACAUCGACAGAUUUAGAUUUCAAGCCCCACACCCAGGGGCCCUUACUGGCCUAUUGAAGAAGGAAAGACAAACUUUUAUUUCUAGCCCUGUUAGCCAUGCUAUCAUUGCUAUAGUAUGCAUGCUAAUGAAUUGCAAGUGCAUUUUUUAUGCUAUUGAUAUAACAGACUGUGGUUUACGGGGAGGUGUCAUAGCCCCGCUUCCUCUGUGAGUGAGGUCAUAACGGUCUGGAGGUUAAGACCUAUAAUACUUUGACACAGACCCUUCCUGUGCUCAUCUGUAACUUGCUGGUGAAAGAGAACAAUGAGGUACAUGUUGGUGAUCGCCGUGGUGGGUGCACUGUUUCUCGCUGUCACGGCACUGCCUCAUGGUCGGUACCGCACGCCAACCAAGGUGACUACUACGUGCUGCAAGAACGUUUCACGUGCUCGCAUCCGCGAUAUUGUGGACUUUAAGCGCCAUCAUGCACAGCCUCCAUGCAAGGAGGCCAUCGUUUUUAUCACCAAAGAUGCCAAGAAGUAUUGCACUGACCCAAAUGCACCAUGGGCGGCAAAAAAUGAAAGGUAUGAUCUGAAAGAAAUCAUGGCCCUUAUUUUGAGGAUCAUAUCAGCUGGUGGAAACGGCAGGUUAUUUACACUCCGGAGGUCUAAAAAAGCAAUGAAUACCAACAAGCUCGACAAAGAGCUAUCCUAGAGUAGGAUGGGCCAGCUGGAGAAGGAGAAUGUUCUGCUCUAUGAAAAUCAAAUAGUAUAAUCACAGGCCAAUACAUUUACUCUAUACGCUUUACUUUUCUUUGCAAACCCUUUGAAAAUCACACUUGAUUUGGAGGAAAAUGUCAGUUUGUCUAAACUGACAAAAGCACAUUCAAACACAUUCAUUAUACUUAACAUGUGAACAUGACAUUCUGAGGUUUUUAAAAACAGAAUUGAAUUGAAUUUCACAUGCAACCUUCUUGAACACAGUUUCCUCUGUAGUGUUGAAGCAUUGAUUAUAAAAAUAUUUUUUAAGUAUACUAUUGCAUUGUCUGACGAUACAUGAUUUAAACUGUUAAUGUUCUGUUAUGUGUAUAUGAAAGGGUACAAAAGUGUGUGUGUGUGUGUAUAUAUGAAUUAAAGGGUAAAAUGUUAAAAUGUAGAGCAAACAAUAUAUAUUAUAUAUAUCUAGUAUAUACUCAGAGAAAACAUUUAGCUGGCAUUGUGAUGGACCUC
This is a messenger RNA of Clupea harengus (Atlantic herring), 2398 nucleotides long. Its product is annotated as eotaxin-like. Lineage: Eukaryota; Metazoa; Chordata; Actinopteri; Clupeiformes; Clupeidae. The record is from RefSeq and is a predicted model, not a curated record. Bases 1494 to 1883 code for a protein of 129 amino acids. Gene Ontology annotation, cellular component: extracellular region. Gene Ontology annotation, biological process: immune response. The transcript has 4 exons. Gene Ontology annotation, molecular function: chemokine activity.